This is a messenger RNA of Musca domestica (house fly), 570 nucleotides long. RefSeq lists its product as uncharacterized. NCBI's taxonomy places the organism in Eukaryota, Metazoa, Arthropoda, Insecta, Diptera, Muscidae. Bases 102 to 512 code for a protein of 136 amino acids. The transcript has 2 exons. The record is from RefSeq and is a predicted model, not a curated record.
UCCACUGAAAAUAAAAACCCCCGAGAAAUGUAACAAAAAAUGCACCGCAACCGACUCUACGUUCUCAGGUACGAUCCGUUUGGAAAAUCAGAAUCAAAAGAAUGAGGCAGGUGAUUGCAUGUUGUCUAUUGGCCGUGUUGGGGCUAAUUUGUGCUGAAGUGGUGCUGGGUCAUGACUAUCCCCGGGGACCAAAUGUUGAGGGUGUACGUGUGAGACGCCAAUAUGGUGGUGGUCGGUCAGGGGCUCCAGGUGGAGCAGGUGGCUAUGGAGGCAGUGGUGGAUAUGGUGGCAGCCCUGGGCAACCUGGCGGUAAUGGUGGGGGAGGUGGUGGAAAUGGUGGUGGCGGAGGCGGAGGUAAUGGUGGAAACGGAGGAAAUGGCGGUGGCCCAGGACAACCUGGACAACCAGGCGGUAAUGGUGGAGGAAAUGGCGGUUAUGGUGGCAAUGGCGGUUACGGCGGCAGUGGUGGUUAUGAUGGCCAACCUGGUCAGCCAGGAGGUUAUGGACGUUAAUUAAAAAAACUUUGUUUUAUUUUUCUAAAAGAAAAUAAAGAGUUGAUUUAAAACAAAA